Messenger RNA from Lobosporangium transversale, 1579 nucleotides. RefSeq lists its product as hypothetical. Lineage: Eukaryota; Fungi; Mortierellomycota; Mortierellomycetes; Mortierellales; Mortierellaceae. The record is from RefSeq and is a predicted model, not a curated record. Gene Ontology annotation, molecular function: protein binding. Bases 95 to 1486 code for a protein of 463 amino acids. The transcript has a single exon.
CAUACCAUCCCCAUUCUCAUCUCUUCUUUUUCUUCUUCCUUGCCUUGCUGGUCAUAUUCCGCUUCCUUCUCCUUUUUUGUAAUCACAGCCAGCCAUGCAUUCUCGCUCAAUAUAUUGCGGCUGUGCAUUUCUCUUGCUCUCUAGUGUUUCCAUCCACGCUCAACAACAAACGUUCCAGCCAGAUGUCAAAAUCGGAUCACUCAAUGCAUUUGUAGAUGGACGGGCCAUGUAUGUCUUGGGGGGAGAGUCCGGUACAGCACCGGGCCAAGCAAAUUCACAGGCCUUUUCUAUCGAUCUUUCGGUUUCCUGGCCCACUAAUGCUCCUGUGUUCACAAAAUUGCCUGACGGACCUUCUAUUAAAGGCGGUUUCCAUCAUGGAGCCAGCGCAAUUUCAUCGGAUGGUCGUACCUGGUUCGUUGCCUCUUCCUCAUCUUCUGGUGGCAAUACGGGCUACUUUUACAAUUUCCGGACGGAAGAAUGGAGCGAGAUAUCGAACAAGCAGAUUUCAUUUGAAGGUGACAAGGCUAUCAGCUUUGUUUUGGGCUCAGGAGCUGCGACAGACCCAUCGAGCGGUAUGAUCUAUGUUCCUAAUGGUCUAGUCGAUCCUACGGGUCAGCGGUCGAUGCUACAGAUUGAGGAAGACAAUGUGGAUAGACCAAUCAACAGUGUUGAAAUGCCAGAUGCAUUGCAGACCACGAUCGGCGCUGGAGCUAGUACUAGCAUGAUGAGCUCUACUUUUGUUGCAUGGAGCGCGGCGCGGGAGAGUAUGAUCUACUUGGACAUGUCGACGAUAAGUACUGCUAGGGCGUUUGCAUACAACCCUGAAAAAGGAUGGAGCCAGCUUGAGAUGCAUGGGUCAAUUCCUCAUUCUCGAUCAGAUGCAUGUUUUGUUGCUGCGCAGGGUGGAUCAAAGCUGGUGCUGUUUGGGGGAUUUGACUCGAGUCUACAGUCCAGUCUUAAUGAUAUCCAUAUCCUGGACACUACCACGAUGACUUGGACGAGCGGUGGCAACUCAAUGGAUAAUGGCCGCAUGGGUGCAGCCUGUGCAGCCUCUGGGGAUUACUUCAUUGCAUGGGGUGGGCAAAGUCGUUUGUCUGGCAAUAAUGUCCUAGCUGGUACUGGCACGAGUACGAACACUAUCAUGGUAUAUGAUAUGAAAACUCAGUUAUGGACAUCCGAAUACGUUGCGCCCAGCCCUGUGCGUUCAAAAAAAUCAACUGGAUAUAUCCUUGCAGUUAUAGGCACAGUGCUCGGCUCAUUGUCUGUUGUGUUGGCCAUUGGCGCAUGUAUAUUACACCGUGCUCGAAAGAUGAGGAUCCAGGCAAGCAAGGAUGCUUCCAUGGAUGGUGACGAUGAUUACGCGUUGGGCAAGUACAUUUACGUGCAGCCAGGAGCACGGAAUGGCUCUCAGGUGACCUUACAGGAGCCACCUACGUAUGCAGCAGCAGCACUACCUCAACCUUUGCCUCCAGCUUACCAGGCAUAAAAAAAAAACACAUUCGCAUUUAAUAUCAUUUAAUACCACUUCCUUUUCUAAUUUGUAAUAUAUCAUAGUUUGGUUACGUGAAUAAAAAAAACA